CUGCUGCUGCUGCUGCCGCCUCAUCCUGUGAGCCGGGGACAUUGAGGUCUUCCACAAGCAGAGGGAGCCACUGCUUUCCGAUAGCACCGUCCUAAUUGGCUCAGCGCUGAAUGCCAGAUCAGGAUGUGGAUACGGAGCCGCGUACCAGAGUAUAGCACCCGCUGCCCAUAGACAGCCUCGGAGCGGCUCCUCACACAACCCGGCGCCGCUGACCUCCGCUUCCACAGCUGGAUCACACUCACGGGCGAGAGGACUGGGACCAGAGGGGGAUACAGCCGCGCUCAGUGCCUGCACCAGGAGAGGAGCUGAGGACAGCCCGGGGAUGGAAUGAUCGGGGAGCCGGGAGAGCUGAGCGCUGCUGUUGCGGGGACUCCGCUCCGCCGGCCCGUGGCAUGGUGCUGACAUCCGCCCGCAGUGCUACCGCGGCUAGCAGCAUGGAGACGCCGCCUGUCCCCGCAGUAAACACUAAAUUAUGUCAGCAGAAGCCUGUGGAAAUAAAAGAGACCACAGAGAAAUUCUGUCCCGUCACUGUGAACCCGCGGCACACCAAAAAAGCUUUCAAGGUUAUGAACGAAUUACGAAGUCAGAAUUUGCUGUGUGAUGUAACGAUAGUGGCAGAAGAUGUGGAGAUAGCAGCUCACAAGGUUGUGCUGGCAGCAUGCAGUCCCUACUUCCAUGCCAUGUUUACAGGUGAGAUGAGUGAAAGUCGAGCGAAGAGAGUCCGGAUAAAGGAAGUAGACGGGUGGACCCUGAAGUCACUUGUAGAUUACGUUUACACUGCGGAAAUUCAAGUAACAGAGGAAAAUGUACAGGUCCUUCUCCCAGCAGCCAGUCUCUUGCAGCUUCAGGAUGUGAGGAAAACCUGCUGUGAGUUCCUGGAAUCCCAGCUUCACCCAACCAACUGUUUAGGAAUCCGAGCCUUUGCUGACAUGCAUGCUUGUACGGAUUUGUUAGUCCAAGCUAAUACCUUUGCAGAACAACACUUUCCUGAUAUUGUCCCUGGCGAGGAGUUUCUAAACCUUGGAAUAGAACAAGUGUGUAGCUUGAUUGCCAGUGAUAAACUCACUGUUCUUUCUGAGGAAAAGGUAUUUGAAGCAGUCAUAGCAUGGGUAAACCACGAUAAAGAUGUGCGCCAAGAGCACAUGUCACACUUGAUUGAACAUGUCCGUCUUCCAUUACUUUCAAGGGAUUAUUUAGUACAGAGAGUUGAAGAGGAGACGCUAGUGAAGAACAGCAGUGCCUGUAAGGAUUACCUCAUUGAAGCCAUGAAGUACCACUUGCUUCCAGGAGACCAGCGGACAUUGAUUAAAAGUGCACGAACGAGGCAGCGGACACCGGUCAGUCUUCCCAAGUUAAUGGUUGUGGUUGGAGGUCAGGCUCCUAAGGCCAUCCGCAGUGUGGAGUGCUAUGAUUUUAAAGAGGAACAGUGGCACCAAGUGGCUGAAUUGCCAUCAAGAAGAUGCAGAUCAGGUGUGGUUUACAUGAAUGGACAUGUCUUUGCUGUUGGUGGAUUUAAUGGCUCGCUCAGAGUGCGUACAGUAGAUUCAUAUGACCCGGUGAAGGACCAGUGGAUAAGUGUGGCGAACAUGCAGGACAGGAGAAGUACUUUGGGGGCUGCAGUCCUGAACGGGCUCCUGUAUGCUGUUGGAGGUUUUGAUGGUAGUACAGGCCUGGCAACAGUGGAAGCAUAUAAUGUGAAAUCUAAUGAGUGGUUUCAUGUUGCACCAAUGAACACUAGGAGGAGCAGUGUUGGAGUCGGUGUUGUUGGAGGUAUGCUCUAUGCUGUUGGUGGUUACGAUGGAGCAUCACGACAGUGUCUUAGUACAGUUGAAUGUUAUAACCCUAGUACAAAUGAAUGGAGCUACAUCUCAGAAAUGGGCACUCGAAGGAGUGGAGCAGGUGUGGGAGUAUUAAACGGAUUGCUGUAUGCCGUUGGAGGACAUGAUGGUCCAUUAGUAAGAAAAAGUGUUGAGGUUUAUGACCCCUCUACUAAUCUGUGGAAGCAAGUUGCUGACAUGAACAUGUGCAGAAGGAAUGCAGGUGUUUGUGCUGUAGAUGGUAUGAUCUACGUUGUUGGAGGUGAUGAUGGAUCCUGUAACUUGGCAUCAGUGGAAUAUUAUAACGCAUCAUCUGACAAAUGGAUACUUUUGCCAUCUUGUAUGAGCACAGGGAGAAGUUACGCAGGUGUUACAGUUAUUGAUAAGCCCUUAUGAUCCAAGCUUUGUCUUAAGAAAGCACAGGUAUUAAGUGAUGUGUGGCUUUAUAUGGCCUUCCUUGCUUGUGACUGCAAGCUGUGGCAGAGGAAAUGAAAGGCUUUUCGUCUGCAGUAAAAGCACAGCAGAGCCGCUGAAGAUUACCCUAGUUUGAAGCAUUGUGCAGAGUUAUUCUGUAUUGAGCAGCAGCUGUCUGGAUUUCGAUAUGAUUUGUGAAACAUUUUCAUUCACAAAACUUUUGCUUCCCUACUGCAAAAUAAAAAGCUGCUUUCACACCAUCCAGCGAUCGAUGACCAUGUUUGACUAGAGAAUGUAUUUAUACAGAAGGAUUUAAAGUGAUGUGAAUCUUGGUGAGGUAAAGUUGUUCUUUUCUCAUGGACUAUACAUUAUAGUUAUAUAUUUUCUGAAUCUACAUUGGUAGAAUGGUAGGAGUCAUAUUUUCACAUAAAAGGAUGCUUUUUCAGCUAUGUGAAUAAAAUCUGAACUGUGUGUGUAUGUCUGUGCAUACGUGUACUGUAUAAUUGUAAUUGCUGCUUUUUUCGAAGCGGUCCAGCUGUUGGAUUUAUGCACUAUUUAUAUUUGGCACACUCCUAGGAAAUUUGCCAGUACUGUUGUAAGACAGAAUUGUAAUUUUUUUUAUAUGUAUAUUUAAAAUUUGCCACAUAAAUUGCCCAGUGGCACUUUGUGGCCGGGGUAGGGGGGAUUAAAACAUGUAUUGCCAAAUGUUUUUAUAGAAAUAUAAAACAUGAUGAUUAUUUAUAAUGAUGUUUGUAUAAAUUUACACAUAAUUCAUUAUAAUUCCUUAUUUUGUGUGUGAAGGAAUUUUAUAGCAUGUAGGUGAUUUUCAGUUUUCCAAUAAGCUAAAGGAUAUCAACAGAAUAUGCAUGAUUCGUUUAACUAUUUGUCAGUGUAGUUAAAUUAUUUUAACCCAAGAGGAAUAAAUCUGCUGUGUUUGGCAGUGUUUAUUACCAGUACUGUUCUGUUGCUAUGAAUAAUGACUUAUGGAUUUAUUUUCCAACAUGACCCAGAAUUGUAUGUUCUAUUUGAUCAGAUAAUUCUCUCAAUAAAAUUUUUGUAUCACA
This is a messenger RNA of Pseudophryne corroboree (corroboree frog), 3295 nucleotides long. RefSeq names its product kelch like family member 2 (gene KLHL2). Gene Ontology annotation, molecular function: protein binding. The transcript is spliced from 15 exons. Bases 393 to 2213 code for a protein of 606 amino acids. NCBI's taxonomy places the organism in Eukaryota, Metazoa, Chordata, Amphibia, Anura, Myobatrachidae. The record is from RefSeq and is a predicted model, not a curated record.